UUCUAUUUUGAACUAUUGCAUUUCCAUUUACUCACUGCUACACCCACACCCACACCCACACGACACGACUUAUGGAUGCUCAAAGUCUUUGCAAGUCAACUCUCCUACUCUAUAUUCCAAGUCUUUCUUUCAGCUUGGUUUUAAUUGUAUUUCAUUAGAGCUGAGGCAGGCAAUCAACCCUUUCUUCCUCCAUCUCUCUGCCCUCAAAAUGAUUUCUCCUUCUUUCUCAUCAUAUCUGCCUCUUCCUCUUCCUCUUCCUCUGUUUUGUUUAUUAUUUAUCAUGCUUGGGACCCCUGUUUCACUAACCACUGCCUGGUUUGAGCCUGAGUUCGAGAACUGCCGUGAUAGCAAGUUCAAAUGUGGGAGUAUCACUGCUGGAUUUCCUUUCCAUGGAGGUGAUCGAGAAAAAGAAUGCGGACAUCCAGAUUUAGAGCUUGAGUGUGGCGAUGACAUGGCCACGAUGAAAAUUCGCGAUGUACGGUAUCGCGUGCUUGAGAUCCUACCUGAUCGUCAAAUCCUAAGAAUUUUGAGUGAGAAGGUGAUCAACAAAGGCAUUUGUCCGCCUCCAUUUCCAGAUGCAGAUUGGAUCCAAGAUUCUCCGGUGUUUACUCCCGGUCCCGGCUUUGCCAGUGUUACACUGUUUUAUGACUGCCUCUCUCGCAUCUCACCAGAUCUUCUAUUCUUUACUUGCAAUAAAAAUUAUGAUCAUAGUAAUGUUUCGGUAGCAAUAGCAAAUAAUACUAGUAUCCAUCCAGAGGCAUGCUUACAUCGUGCCAAUGUUAUGAUUCCUGAAACUUCCUUGGAAAGCCUCCGCAAUCAUUCCCCGGAUUGGAAAGGAGCCUUGGAAACAGGAUUCGAGGUGCAAUGGAGGAAGAACUAUGCAGAAGAAUGCUGGAAAUGCACUUCUUCCGGUGGAGCCUGCGGUUUGGGCAUCCACGAUGAAGCCUACUGCUACUGCCCACCUGGAAAAUGGAGUGGGCCGGAAGGCAAAGAAUGUCGGCCCCAUACAGAAAUUACCAAACUCCAGGAAAUUUCCUACAAUGAACAGGAAAUUCGGGGAGACUCUUGCUGCCAAACUCAUACACACGCGAUCAGCAUGUCUUCAUCAACAUAUCCUGGUUGCAAACAUAAAAGUGCUAUUGUGAUUAGUUGCAGUGAAUAUCGAUAG
Gossypium raimondii (Peruvian cotton) is the source of this 1168-nucleotide messenger RNA. RefSeq names its product LEAF RUST 10 DISEASE-RESISTANCE LOCUS RECEPTOR-LIKE PROTEIN KINASE-like 2.4. Gene Ontology annotation, molecular function: polysaccharide binding. The transcript is spliced from 2 exons. The record is from RefSeq and is a predicted model, not a curated record. Bases 209 to 1168 code for a protein of 319 amino acids. NCBI's taxonomy places the organism in Eukaryota, Viridiplantae, Streptophyta, Magnoliopsida, Malvales, Malvaceae.